UAUAUAGCCCCUAUGUCCAGUCAAGCCAGGAGUAGAUGUGAAAGACUGCAGCACAGACCCGCAGCACUGUUCCUAGGCCACAUUCUGCCAUCAUGAAGCUGCUUGCAAUAGUCGCACUGCUGGUCACCAUCUGUAGCCUAGAAGGAGCUUUGGUUCGAAGACAGGCAGAGGAGCCGGAUGUGGGCCUGUUCACUCAGUAUCUUCAGAGCAUGACUGAAUACGGCAAGGAAUGGGUGGAGAAGGCCAAGUCCUCGGAUAUUAACACCCAGGCCAAGGCUUACUUUGAGAAGACACACGAGCAGCUGACACCCUUUGUCAAGACAGCUGGAACUAGUCUGAUGACCUUCUUAAGCAAUUUAUUGAGCCUCGAGAAACCAGCUCCUGCAGCUAAGUGAGAUGUGUCAGGACCAGUCAGUCUACCUACCCCAGCUACCCCACUGGCCACCGCUACAGCCCCUCUCCCUACCUUUUGCCUGUUUUCUCCAAUAAAUGAGGAAGGAGUUAAA
Messenger RNA from Grammomys surdaster, 506 nucleotides. RefSeq names its product apolipoprotein A2 (gene Apoa2). The transcript is spliced from 4 exons. Gene Ontology annotation, molecular function: high-density lipoprotein particle receptor binding; high-density lipoprotein particle binding; apolipoprotein receptor binding. NCBI's taxonomy places the organism in Eukaryota, Metazoa, Chordata, Mammalia, Rodentia, Muridae. The coding region runs from base 93 to 395 and encodes 100 amino acids. Gene Ontology annotation, cellular component: spherical high-density lipoprotein particle; chylomicron; very-low-density lipoprotein particle. The record is from RefSeq and is a predicted model, not a curated record. Gene Ontology annotation, biological process: triglyceride-rich lipoprotein particle remodeling; lipoprotein metabolic process; cholesterol metabolic process.